Molecule: messenger RNA, 6241 nt
Organism: Ictalurus punctatus (channel catfish)
Lineage: Eukaryota; Metazoa; Chordata; Actinopteri; Siluriformes; Ictaluridae
Gene: hcn2b
Product: hyperpolarization activated cyclic nucleotide-gated potassium channel 2b
Exons: 8
Coding region: 196-3246 (1016 amino acids)
Biological process (GO): potassium ion transport; transmembrane transport
Cellular component (GO): membrane
Molecular function (GO): voltage-gated potassium channel activity
Source: RefSeq, a predicted model, not a curated record
UAUAUUCAGAUGAACAUCACGGUUUUUGGUUUGAAGGCGCUCCGGGCUGUGCAGGCAGCGCACGGAUGCCACUGUAGCCAUAGCAACGCGCCGCGCGCGCGGUCUCUCUACCACAGUUGGUGUUGUUGGGAAGAAGUAAAUCCGCGCCGCCGCGUCUCCGCCUUCACACUCUGAUCUCCACCCAGUGGAAGAGCCAUGGACGAAGCGGAGGACGGCGACGAGGACCGCAGACGUGAGGGGGGUCCGAGGCUCGACAGCGGAGGCUAUGCCCACCUCGACCCAUCCAGGACCAGGUGUUUAACUCCAGGAGGGGGAGCAGCACCGAGCCAGACCUCUAACAGCAGCGCCAGCGGUCCAAACGAGCUCCGUGCGUCCCGCGAUACGGACCGCGCGCCUGUCUCUCUGUGCCAGGGCGACGCGUGCGGCUUCGGCUUUGGAUUCAGUUUCACGAGCAACGACGACGACACGGGGACCUCCGCCACUAGUGUCGAUGUGGAGCAAGAAGACGGAGGCGAGGAGGAGGAGGAGGAGGAGGAGGAGGACGUCGGCAUGAGACGCGCCGUGAACGGAGACUGCAGGAGAGGCACGAGCUCACCUUCACUCCUCUCCAAACAGGAGAAGCAGACAGGUGGUUCGGUCACACCUGAGGAGAGAAGAGCGGGUAGCGCAUGCCCUUCUGCCACAAUGGACGGCUCGAUUACGCCCGCCGGCACCGGAGCCGCCGAGCCGGAGAAGAAGGACUCCCGGGUGGCGUUUUCGAGCUCGACUCCGGCGCAGCCCGCCGCGCUCUCCAAGACCGAGGACGGACAGCUGACAGCUGAGGACGCAGAGGCCAGGGACAGUCAGACCUACAUGCAACGGCAGUUCAGCUCCAUGCUGCAGCCCGGAGUGAACAAAUUCUCCCUGCGCAUGUUCGGCAGCCAGAAGGCGGUGGAGAAAGAGCAGGAGCGGGUCAAAUCUGCCGGGAACUGGAUCAUCCACCCCUACAGUGAUUUCAGGUUCUACUGGGACUUCACAAUGUUAAUGUUUAUGGUUGGCAACCUAAUCAUCAUUCCAGUUGGCAUCACCUUCUUCAAAGACGAGACCACCACCCCCUGGAUUAUCUUCAACGUGGUCUCAGACACUUUCUUCCUCAUGGACCUGGUGCUUAACUUCCGCACGGGUAUUGUCUUUGAGGACAACACAGAGAUCAUUCUAGACCCUAAAAAGAUCAAGCAGAAGUACUUGCGGACUUGGUUUGUAGUAGACUUCAUUUCAUCUAUCCCUGUGGAUUAUAUUUUUCUCAUUGUGGAGAAAGGCAUCGACUCUGAGGUCUACAAGACAGCGAGGGCACUGCGGAUCGUGCGCUUCACCAAAAUCCUUAGUCUGUUGCGGCUUCUGAGACUUUCAAGACUUAUCCGCUACAUCCAUCAGUGGGAGGAGAUUUUUCACAUGACCUAUGACCUGGCGAGUGCUGUCAUGAGGAUCAUUAAUCUGAUCGCGAUGAUGCUGCUGCUGUGUCACUGGGACGGCUGCCUGCAGUUUCUGGUGCCCAUGCUGCAGGACUUUCCCUCUGACUGCUGGGUUUCCCUCAAUAAGAUGGUGAAUGACUCAUGGAGCGAGCUGUACUCCUUCGCCCUGUUCAAGGCCAUGAGCCAUAUGCUGUGCAUCGGCUACGGUCGCCAGGCCCCGGAGAGCAUGUCUGAUAUCUGGCUCACCAUGCUGAGCAUGAUUGUGGGAGCCACCUGUUACGCCAUGUUCAUCGGCCAUGCCACCGCGCUCAUCCAGUCGCUGGACUCGUCACGCCGCCAGUACCAGGAAAAGUAUAAACAAGUGGAGCAGUACAUGUCCUUCCACAAACUUCCCGCUGAUUUCCGGCAGAAGAUCCACGAUUAUUAUGAACACAGAUACCAAGGCAAGAUGUUUGAUGAGGAGAGUAUUUUAGAGGAGCUAAAUGAGCCACUGAGAGAGGAAAUUGUCAACUUCAACUGCCGCAAAUUAGUGGCCUCCAUGCCGCUUUUCGCAAAUGCUGAUCCCAACUUUGUGACCGCCAUGCUGACCAAACUCCGUUUUGAGGUCUUCCAGCCAGGGGAUUACAUAAUUCGUGAAGGGACCAUUGGCAAAAAGAUGUAUUUCAUCCAGCAUGGGGUUGUGAGCAUCCUUACCAAAGGCAACAUAGGCAUGAAGCUCUCUGAUGGAUCCUAUUUUGGAGAGAUUUGCCUGCUGACUCGGGGGAGACGCACGGCCAGCGUUCGAGCCGACACCUAUUGCCGUCUGUUCUCACUCUCUGUGGACAACUUUAAUGAAGUUCUGGAGGAAUAUCCAAUGAUGAGGAGAGCCUUCGAGACUGUGGCCAUUGACAGACUAGAUCGGAUAGGCAAAAAGAACUCCAUUUUGAUGCACAAAGUCCAACAUGACCUAAACUCUGGAGUUUUCAACAACCACGAGAAUGAGCUAAUUCAGGAGAUUGUGAAGUAUGACCGAGAGAUGGUGAAACUAGUGGACCUGCAAAGACCCAGGGCCAUGUCGGCCACUCAAUCCACCUAUGGGACCAUGUUUCCUUCAUCCAAUCAGCCUCCAACAGGCUCGGCAAUUGCCACCCUGCAGCAGGCUGUAGCCAUGAGUUUCUGUCCCCAGAUGGCCAACCCUCUGGCAGCCCACGGAGCUCUCCAGUCACCCCGUAUGGUCCGCCGUUUCCAGGUAGUUCAAAGCCUUUCCAGCCCUGGGACCCAGCAGACCCCUCCAGGCUCACAGUUCCCCAGCACUGCUCUGCCCUCUGCCCUCACCAGCACGCCUGUCCAGAGCCCAUUGGCUACCGGCAGUCGAACAUUCCAGUACAGCUCCAGUCCCAUGGGCGCUCCUUCAGGCUCCCAGCUGUCCCUAGUGCAACAGCACAUCUCCAGCCCUACGCACCGAGCAACAGUUCCCAGAAGUGCAAUGACCGAGGAUGCCAGGGCCCUCUCAGCCUCCCAACCAUCUCUGCCCCAUGAUGCCACGCAACCGGCUGCCCCAAGCCCACCCCAGUCCACGAGAGUUUCCUCCACCUCCAUUGGACCACCUCACAGCCUACCAGGGCCCAUGGCCUUCAGGGCUGCAAUUCCUCCAAGGAUGACACUUCAGCACCAGAUGUCUGUGGGAGCUUUCCCACCUGCCUCUCUACCACAAAUGAGGCCAAGCCAGGACUCAGGAUUGCCCAAGAAAGAUUCAGUAGUCAGCCUUCCAGAUACAGACCAUCAUGUUAGAUCUAGAUUAUCUUCCAAUUUGUGAUCUUGAUGGAGCUGGGUGUGUAGGUGUCUCUUGCUUCAGCAAGUACAUUUCUCACCUCCUUGUCAUGCCCUGGAUCUUACUUUAAGAAUGUACAUGGAUCAAAUCGUGACAAGGGGGGGUGGGUGACUAGAACUGCCAGACUUGACAGCAUACUAAUAACUAUACAAAGUCUGUAAAACUAACGAUUUAAAUAUCAGAGAUGUUUCUGUUGUACCCACCAACAUAAAUAUCAAUGUAGCUUCUUCCCACACAGUUUGCCUCUUCAUAGUUGCUUACAUUUAUUGUGGUUGUAUUCAACAUUGCAAGAAUCAGUUCCCUACUGUACACAGUAGCACCAAUAAUACAGUGUAGAGUGGAAUGCAACAUGGGGAAAUGUGUCUCUGAUUACUAUGUAACUCUUUACAAAAGUGUUUUUUGCAAGUUUCCUCCACCCUAUUUAGAGUGGUAGUUAAUAGUGUUUUUACUUAUGAUUGAGCAAUAUUAAAACUGCUAUAGAAAAUGCAGGCAAGGCUUAUUUAACCAAGGGUGUAUUUGACAGUUGAUCAGUUUGGAAGCAUUGAUACAGAUAUGGAUAUGACUUCUUCCCCUCUGGACCAAAGUUAAGCAGACUUUUUUUUUUUUUUUGCCGUGUUUAAACAACUUGAAAUUGAAAAGAAAGUAACAUAUAAUUUCAUUGCCUUGACUGAAGCCAUAUUUUUGUCCAGACUUGUGUGUUUGUGUGUGUUUUAAAUAUUCAAAAAGUUAUUUGUUCAUAUUUACAUCCCAUGACAAAUAUUCUAAUAAUUUCCUUCUUUUUAAUAAUAUUAUUUUUAAAAAGAAGGAAAACCAGAUAAAAUAUAUGGAUGGAUUUAAUUACAGUGGGAACAAGAAAUGUAGGUGGAGAGAGGCACUGUGGACUAAAAAGCAACAAUAUUGUAAAUACAUUUUUUCCCCUAUUGGUGGCUUUUGCAGUGCUGCAUCUAAAUGAGUUUCCAAAUUUAACCUCACAUGUGGAAAUCAGUGGGAAUUAAUCAUCUAUUCAGAAAAGAUCAGACCGAGUUGGAUAUUUCCCAGACUAAUGUAUACUGUAUGGAUGUAGCAGCAUACAGUGUGCGCAGUCAUGCCGUAUUAACUCAACAGAGAAAAGUCAUAUGUGCUACUAUUUACAAAAUUCUCCUUAGCAUUGUACAAGGAGAGGAAAGGUUAUGUGAACUGAGUGUGAUAUGCGCUGUUAGUGAUUUAGUGAUUAUAUCCAGUGAAACAUGUUAGCACGCAUUAUGCAACAACGAGUCUUUCUGUGCUCAUGUGCUCCUAUCUUUCGGCUUCACGGAAUAACCCACUCUGCGUAACUCCAUGAUGAGUUGAUUUCUGUCACUGUUAUUGACUCAAAUGUGUUUCUUUUCAUCACUGCACUGUUUGAAGAUGGCUGGCUGUAAUCUCCCCUGUGGCUCUCCCCUUCCUCUUGCUUUAGUAAUGUUGCUGGUGAAGGCCUGUUACAUGUAAUGCUCACAGUGUGUUGUGUGGAGGCUUCCAUUUUGAGGGUAAUAUAAGCCAGCAUUGUCUUGUUCAUGACCUCUGAGAGCAGCUAAUGUCUGGAUACGUGGAUAAAAUCGUUCCAAAUCCCUUAUAUAAUUUUUACAGCUUGAUUUUUAAUAUUCUGGCCCUGUAAGACAAAUCUGUUUAAAAAAAAAACAAAACAAACAAACAAACAAACAAAAAACAACAUUUCCUCAUUUGCCCCUUGCAUAUGAAGGUUAAAGUGUAAAACAUAAAACUGCUGGCCGGUAUGCUACCACCUAAAAAUUCUUACAACCCAAUAACAUUCAAAGAGAACAUUCUUUCUUUCUUCAGAUAUUCAACAAUCUCCCUACUCUUAGACACUUUUUGCCAAAUUCAAAAAAUCUUUAAAGCAAUAAAAAAAAAAGCUUUCCACAUUUUGACCAAAUGAAGCAAGGAAGAGUGACUGAAUUGCUGUUCAAUAUUGUAAAGAAAACAUGACACAGGUUUUGCUAUGCAUUCAGGAUGGGAUAACUUCUGUUCUGUAGUUCAAGUUCAUCUUUCAAUAAAGAGAGGAAGAGUUUGGUUUGACCUUCAUUUUUUUUUUGGUUAUUUGUUUCACUCGUAAACAGUAAAUAAUAAUAAUAAUAAACACCUUAUGACUAUGCUACUCUAGAAUGCUGAGCAUGUCACUCUUACAGAAAAGCAAAUAUAGCCAUUUGUUGUUUUUUUGGAAUGGUGGCUGUCAGGUUCGACUGUUGACGUAACUGUUGAUGUCACGUUCGUGUGACAUCACUUUUUCUAACUCCAGCUGUAUACUCCAGUUGAACAUUCAUCUUAACCUAGGAAGAAUGGUAACCGAACUCUGGCUGGGUACUUGGGUAAGGUACUUCGGGUGACUUGGCAGUGGAAAUAAAUGAUCAAAUGUAGGAGUGCAGAAUUGUUACCACAUCAUCAAUUAGGAAGACCAUAGCUUUUACAGUUCUGACAUGCCUGAGUGAAUGCCAGGAUCAUAUUCCCAUCCUUAUUGCAGUCAAUUAUUCAGUUUCAGAACAACCUCAUUCUUAAUCCCAGGACAAUACAGCAGAAAACAUGGCCAGCAAUACAAAGCUUUAUAGUUGCUUAUAAUGCACAAGUGAUCACACUGAAUAGAUUUUUAAAAUUGUCUCUUGACCUGUUGAGUUCAGCCAGGGACAGAGAAUACAGAUGUACAGCAGCAAUUGAGAUUCUAAACACAAUGUGAUUGUUCUGUGCAGUGGGUGGGGUAAGGUAGGGAGUAGUACAUUUUCGAUAUAGCCCUUUUACAAUUCAGUGGUAAAUGGUGGAAAUUAAAGUGCAUAAAUACACAGGUUUGUAUGGUAAACGCGACCUGCUGGGGGGUAGCUGGUACCUUAAUAAGAAAGGGUAUCUGUAACGAUUCCGAGUGUCUACAUCUUUACAAAAAUGGACACAAGGAAGUUUUUUUUUUUUUUCCUUUCAUGAUGCGACUGAUGGUUACAACUCUCUCUCUCUCUCUGUG